Molecule: messenger RNA, 2405 nt
Organism: Vespula pensylvanica (western yellowjacket)
Lineage: Eukaryota; Metazoa; Arthropoda; Insecta; Hymenoptera; Vespidae
Product: ADP-ribosylation factor-like protein 13B
Exons: 8
Coding region: 125-1201 (358 amino acids)
Biological process (GO): non-motile cilium assembly; receptor localization to non-motile cilium
Cellular component (GO): ciliary membrane; non-motile cilium
Molecular function (GO): GTPase activity; GTP binding
Source: RefSeq, a predicted model, not a curated record
UACUUAUAUAUUGAUAUAUUGUAUGUAAGAUAUAAAUCCCACACAAUUUUAUAUAAUAAAUUGAAAAAUUAAAUUAAUAAUAUAAGAUAUCAUUUAAGAUUUAACUUGUUCAUAAUUUAUUAUAAUGGGGAAUUGUCUACGAAGUAUGAUAAGGAGAUUACCAAAGAAACAUAAUUCAGAAAAAAGUAUAACUCUUCUUAUUGUCGGCCUAGACAAUGCAGGAAAGACUUUAAUUUUAAAUCAUAUACGUGGUGACCCCGAUAAGCAUGUACUACCAACAAUGGGAUUUCGAAUUAUAUGUUUAAAAUAUAAAUCUUAUACUAUAAAAAUAUAUGAUCUCGGUGGUAGCAUACAAAUUAGAUCACUGUGGCCAAAAUAUUAUAAUGAUAUACAUGGUCUUAUAUAUGUGGUGGAUGCUAGUGAUAUUUCCCGUCUUGCAGAAAAUAAAGUCGUAUUUGGUGAAUUAGUUGCGCAUGAAAGUAUUUCAGGAAAACCAUUAUUAUUGCUUGCCAACAAACAAGAUUUAAAUGGGGCAAUCGAUGAAUUGGACGUUGUAGACAAUUUAGACGUGGAACAUAUUGUAAAUACUACACGAUGUCCUACAAGAGUUGAAACUUGUUCGUGUUUCUCUGAAAAAGAAAAUGUGAAAAAUAGAAAUACUUUAGGCAUUACAAAUGGAUAUAAAUGGUUAUUAGAUACAAUACUGAGAAAUUAUACUGUAUUAAAUAAUAGAGUUAAACAAUCUCAAAACAUAGUCAAUGAAGAAUUAAAAAACCAAAGAGUUACGAAGGAUUGCAAAUAUUCUCCACCUAAAUUAUCAGUACACUCUAAUCCUUUUAAACCAAUAGCAGAACUCUUAUCUAAAAAGGAAGGAAAUAAUACAGAAAAUAAUUUGGUCAAUGGUGUUAUUAAUGGACAAUCAUUUAAGAAACUUUUUAUGUCAAAUAAGACUGCACCACUUCCAUCUGAAAAUGCAUUUAAUAUAAAUGAAGAUCUAUCUUUGCAUGAUAGUUUUAAUGUAACACCUGUAGUACAAAAAAGUACUCAAACUAGUACUGUAAUAGAUUUACCAAGUUUUGAUUUGCAUCGUAAUGAUGAAAAAAAUAACAGACGUCACCGUCCAAACACAGCACCAGCAAGUUCUACAUUACAUAAUAAUACGUUAUCAAUAAUAAGUAUUCCUGGACAAGUUCUUCAGUAAUGACGUUCAUUAUAUAUUUUUGGGGCCAAUAUGUAUAAAGAGGUGAAUUAAUGAAAUAGAAGUAUUAGUCGAAUCAUGUCAUAUAGAAAGUAAUUUUUACUGAAAAAUUUAAUAUAUCACAAAAAAAGAACUUUUUUCAUUUUACAUUUUUAUUGUAUACUACAAAGUCAUACAAAUUUUAUAAAGGUACGACAAGUGUAUAUAAUAUAAAGUACAUUCAAUUAUUAAAAAAUCACAGUAUGUGUAUGUGAUGAUGCUAUCUUAUUUAUAAAAUAUAUUUAUUUGUGUUUGGUGAAGUUAUUUUCAUAGAAUUGUUAUAAUAAUAGAUUUACAUGGUUAACGCAUGUUCUAUCACAAUUCAUAGAAUGGUAAACAGUGGAACUUUUUUUAUCAUAAAUGCACUUUUCGUUGUAAAUAUUUAUCAAUUUAUGUAGUGUAUACAAAUAUAUAUUGCAAAUGUAAAAAUAUUAAGUAACCUGAUAAAAUCAUUGGAAUAAAACUUAAUAAAUAUAUAUUAUAACUAAAUGGUAAUCAGACUAUUACAUAGAUGUACUUUAUGGCAGCACCUCACAAAUGAAAAAAGUUUUGAAAAAUAAUCAUAAUGUCUGUAAAUAUACAAAAUGUAAAAAAAAAUUUAUAAUUUUAGUUAUAAUUUCAUUAACGUGUAAAAGCAGAGAAAUUUGUACUUCUCCUUAAGUCUAGUAUAUCAUAUUUGUGUACAUUGUAAUUCUUCUAAAUUCGUUAAUAUAUAAAUGCAGCAAGUAAUGGCAGUAAUGCACAUAGAAAAAUAGUAAUACAUGUUAUCUAAAUAAAGUCCAACACAUAUAUACAAAAUAUAUGUGCUACAAUAAGAUAAAAUGUAUUACUUAUAUAUAGGUACAUAAUGUGAAUCUUAUAACAUUAAACUAAGCACCAUUGAUAGGCGCUGUGAAUUUUAUUAGACGAGUUAACAUCGAAGUAAUGCAUGGAAUUUGUUUUUGUUGAUGCAUGGUAAUAUUAUCAGGAGUAUUAGAUUCGUAAUCUAUUGCAACUCGUUGGCAGACAAAAGUAAGUAGAGUUAACAAAUCAUAUCGCAUUCCAAAUUCUCUUAAUUCCAUGCAUAAUGCUUGUAUAAACCAUGAUCCACGUGUCGUAUUUCUCCAUGAAUAAUAACCUAUGUACGUAGAAAUUAUUUUAAAUAAAUUAAUAAUAAAUUAAUAAAAAA